This is a messenger RNA of Carassius carassius (crucian carp), 1268 nucleotides long. Its product is annotated as glucagon family neuropeptides-like. Gene Ontology annotation, biological process: regulation of protein localization; positive regulation of protein kinase activity; positive regulation of transcription by RNA polymerase II. The record is from RefSeq and is a predicted model, not a curated record. Bases 359 to 958 code for a protein of 199 amino acids. Gene Ontology annotation, molecular function: peptide hormone receptor binding; pituitary adenylate cyclase activating polypeptide activity; neuropeptide hormone activity. NCBI's taxonomy places the organism in Eukaryota, Metazoa, Chordata, Actinopteri, Cypriniformes, Cyprinidae. The transcript is spliced from 9 exons. Gene Ontology annotation, cellular component: perikaryon; extracellular region; neuron projection.
UCACAGAUCAGUUUCCUUUGCUGAUGACCAAAAGGGUUUUCUGGAAAGGCAUUUUAGAGGAGCAGCUGUGGUUUAUCAAGUGUUCGACCGCUGCCAGAGAGCUGUCGGAGAAGGGUGUGAGGAUCUGGGAUGCUAACGGCUUCAGGGAGUUUCUGGAUAAGAGCGGCUUCACCCAUCGAGAGGAAGGAGAUCUGGGUCCCGUGUAUGGCUUUCAGUGGAGGCACUUUGGAGCUGAAUACAAAGACAUGCACACUGAUUACUCUGGGCAAGGUGUUGACCAGUUACAGAAAGUGAUCGACAGCAUCAGGUCGAACCCAGAGGACCGGAGGAUCAUCAUGUGUGCGUGGAACCCCAAAGAAUGAUGACGAGCAGCAAAACGACUCUUGCUUUCCUCAUCUACGGGCUCCUCGUACAAUGCCACGUGUGUUCGCCGUUGAGUUACCCGAGCAUCAGGAUGGAGACCGCAGGAUUUGACGAGGAGGGACACUCAUUAACGGAUCUGACCUUUGACAGUGACCAGAUCUCUAUUCGAAGCUCUCCUUCAGUCACUGAAGACGCACUCACGUUAUACAGUCCUCCAUCGAAAAGACUGGAAAGGCACGCUGACGGGAUGUUUAAUAAAGCCUAUCGGAAAGCGCUCGGACAGUUAUCCGCGCGGAAAUACCUGCAUACACUGAUGGCCAAACGCGUGGGGGGAGGAAGCACGAUAGAGGACGACACCGAGCCGCUCUCAAAGCGUCACUCGGACGGGGUUUUCACCGACAGCUACAGUCACUACCGGAAGCAGAUGGCCGUGAAGAAGUAUCUGGCCGCAGUCCUGGGCAAAAGCCCUGAAGACUUAGAUUUGCACCAAUUGCUACAAGAGGUAGACUUUGGUGUGUUCCCGGAUGGGGAUGAGAUUGAGGCAUUUUUAUUGGAUUGGCUGAGACAGUUCCCUCCUGAAUUCCCGGCUUUGUGACACAGGAGGCAGCCAGCGGCUUGGGUGCCUUUGCUUCAUCUUUAAAAUGGCCACCAAUUUCAGAUGGCACUUAAGUGGCCCUCCACAUGCUGCAAUCACCUGCUCACACAUCUCCUAUUUCUCACAUAACAUACUUUGUUCAAAUGCCACCUGGCUUUCUGGUUAUUCGAUUUAACUUCUCUAUGCAUAGUGUGUUGUAGCAUUUAUUACACAUUCUCAGCCUUGAAAUUCAUUUUGUGUGCGGAGACUGAUAAGUGUCCAAAGCCUUACUUAAACAUUAAGAUAAAUCUCUGUCUUGUGUUGAUCAUUA